This is a messenger RNA of Archocentrus centrarchus (flier cichlid), 2358 nucleotides long. RefSeq names its product KH domain containing, RNA binding, signal transduction associated 1a (gene khdrbs1a). The record is from RefSeq and is a predicted model, not a curated record. Gene Ontology annotation, biological process: regulation of alternative mRNA splicing, via spliceosome. Lineage: Eukaryota; Metazoa; Chordata; Actinopteri; Cichliformes; Cichlidae. Gene Ontology annotation, molecular function: poly(A) binding; mRNA binding. The coding region runs from base 239 to 1438 and encodes 399 amino acids. Gene Ontology annotation, cellular component: nucleus. The transcript has 9 exons.
CGUCACUGCCCUCUUUCCGGGUUUCCUCCUCCCAUCCCGCUGAAAUGCAGCUGCGCCAUCCCUCCUUUGUCUGCUGAGGAGAUCGCGACGUCUUGUAGCUGAAAAGACGCCGGCGGUGCUUUGCAAGCUCGACUUAUUAUAUCGGUGCACUCGUUUUCUUUUUUGCAGUUUCGUUUAAGGGUGAAGCUUAGCUAACCGAGCGGGGCUUCGUUCGUUUAACCGACCACGUUCGUGCGUUAUGAGCCAAGCGAAUGCUAAUAAGAGCAACGCAGAGCCCACCAUAGAGUCAAAGCCAGCAGAGAGUAAAAUCAAAAUGGAAGACACUAAGUACCUCCCGGAGCUCUUGGCUGAAAAGGACAGCCUGGAUUCAUCGUUCACGCACGCUAUGAAACUAAUUUCUGCAGAAAUUGAGCGGAUCCAGAAAGGAGAAAUCAAGAAAGAGCCUGAGAAGGAAACCUAUCUGGACCUGUUUGCUACCAAAAAUCUGAAACUCAAAGAGCGAGUCCUUAUUCCCACCAAGCAGUACCCUAGGGUCAACUUUGUCGGAAAGCUCCUGGGACCUCAGGGUAGCACGAUCAAGAGACUCCAAGAGGAAACUGGGGCAAAGAUUUCAGUUCUGGGUAAAGGUUCCAUGAGGGACAAGAACAAGGAGGAAGAACUUAGGAAGGGUGGUGAGGCUAAAUAUGCUCACCUCGCCAUGGAGCUGCAUGUGUUCAUUGAGGUGACUGCACCCAUACCCGAAGCUUACUUGCGCAUGGCUCAUGCCAUGGAGGAGGUCAAGAAGUUCCUUAUUCCGGAACCUGGUGAGCAUGAUCCAUACAUGGAUCCACUCUUCCUCAAUGGAUCCCAGGAUGGUUCAGGCAGGGGGCGAGGUGGUCAUCUAGGAAGGGGCAGAGGUGGACCAUCAGGUGCUGGAGGACCAAGAGGGCGAGGAAUGCCACGUGGGGCUCCUCGAGGAGCAAUGCGCGGCGGGGCUCCACGGGGAGCACCAGGAAGAGGCGGUGCUCCCAGAGGUGCUCCAUCUGGUAGGGGUGGACCACCUGCUGCUCCAGCUAGAGGAGGCUCGGCUCCCCGCUCCAGACCACCUUCAGCAGGGGCUCCCAGGAUGCUCCCCUCCGCAGCGUUGUCUCACCAGCAACACCAGGUUCCACCCUCAGCAUCAGGGUCCAAGCCUGAUGCUUAUGAGGAUUAUCCUGCCUAUGAUGACUCAUAUGCAGAACCUGCCUAUGAGGGAUAUGAUAGUUAUUAUAGCCAGCCAUCUGCACCUGCGGAUACAGAGUAUUACGAUUAUGGACAUGGUGAAGCACAAGAUCCAUCAUAUGAGGGUGGUUAUGCACAAGAUGAUUGGGACAACUCAUGGGCCGGGGCUGGAGGCAAAGCCCCUCCAACUAGGCAGACGAAGGGAUCGUACAGAGAGCAUCCUUAUGGAAGAUACUGAACAGCUACUGGUAGAGAGUUGCAAUGGCAACUGUCUCCGAUUGUAACUCGCUUAACUUUUCAAAAGUAAUUUCCCUCUCGUUUCCUUUUUUCCACUUUUUUUUUAUGGUUUAUUUUAUUUUUUUAAACUCAGACAUUUUGUUGGAUGUAUCAUAGUGCCAGAGGAGAAACAUGAGAUUUUUUUUUUUUUUCUCCAUUGUUUAUCUGUUUUUAAUGUUUGGUUCAGUUGCGUAGUUGAGGUCUUAGUGACUUAAACCUAACAAAGGAAUAAGAGUGACUUUUUUUUCUUAGUGACAUUUGAUGGUUAAUAUUUUUGUUAAUGGUUCCUGCACAAACUGUGAUUGUGGCGAUUAAUUCUUCUCACAUAGGCUGCAUUUUUAAAAGUCCUUCACGACUGGACAAAAAUUAUUCAUAAUGACUCAAUUUGUAAAUUUACUAUAAUUUAAACACAUUUAGUAGCAAACUCAAAUAUAGAUCUGAGCUGUUUUGACUAAAACAAAGUCUUAUUUGUUUAUAUUACAUUAUAAAUCUCGUCUUGAGUUUACUGCAAAAAAAAGGAGGGGGAAAAAAAAAAAAUCAGUAAUCCAUUUGACAAAGAAUAAAGGCCUUUAUUUUCCACCACCCUUUUACAAUUGGUAUUUUAUGAAAACUCGCUCUAUUACUUGCAAAAUAAUUACUGAUGAUCGACUAAUUCUUGUAAAGUUUGAAGGAUUAAUAACCCUUACUGUGUGUAAGGAAGGCUGCAGCCAACUCAGAUCUUUUGUAUAUAACCUUAGGACAACUGUGUAUGCUUAAGUCGUGCCGUCUCCAAAAUGCUCAAUGCUUGUGUACCUUUUGACUAAAUAGGUUACUAAACAUAUCCCAAAAAUGUCUUUCUGCAGUGCGUGUUUCAAUAAAGUUUCUAGUUUCUUUUUAAUCGAC